Megalops cyprinoides (Indo-Pacific tarpon) is the source of this 744-nucleotide messenger RNA. RefSeq names its product mitochondrial ribosomal protein L33 (gene mrpl33). The record is from RefSeq and is a predicted model, not a curated record. Gene Ontology annotation, biological process: translation. Gene Ontology annotation, cellular component: ribosome; mitochondrion. The coding region runs from base 57 to 254 and encodes 65 amino acids. The transcript has 4 exons. NCBI's taxonomy places the organism in Eukaryota, Metazoa, Chordata, Actinopteri, Elopiformes, Megalopidae. Gene Ontology annotation, molecular function: structural constituent of ribosome.
CGUCACCGAACUGUGCGCUCAAUGUGAGGAAACCUUGUCAUAACUGUUAGGUGAAAAUGUUUCUCACAACGGUAAACCUGGCAAAGAGCAAAUCCAAGACCAUCCUGAUACAGAUGGUGAGUGCGGCUGGGACAGGCUACCGGUUCAACACCAAAAAGAACCGCCUGAGGGAGAAGCUGGUGCUGCGGAAGCAUGACCCCAUAGUGAACAAGCAUGUUCUCUUCAUUGAGAAGAAGAAGAUCCGAUCCAUCUAAAGAGAGGCUUUUGGUCAAGGUGGCACCAUGCUGGGGAGGAGCAGAAAGUUUGGCAGCCUGGGAGCUGUUAUGGACUUCACUGUUGUAUGUGCUGUCUGGAAAGAGCCAGAACAGGGACACUGAAUGGCAGAGAGAGUCCCAUCAUGGGCAUAUCAACAACACCCUCAUUCAUCUUGGCCCAACACUUUAGCCUGCCAACACAAUCAGGAGCUUUGGCAAAUAUCCAGCUCAGCUCAAAUAUUGUUUCAGUACCAUCAAAAGACAACAAUUCAGGAGCUCUUAUUUAAACACAUUUUAUUUCAUUUUGGAGAAGUCUGCAUACUUUCCACAUCAGUGCUCCAUACUGGUUUCCCAUUUAAUGAAUCAACAGGCAGGAAAGGAACUCCUUCAUACACACAGGUGUUAUUGUACUCCCUGCAUUAUUUAAGGCUCUUGUAUUUAAGUUUCUGAUGACAAAUGACUUGGAAGAAAAAAUACAAUUUUGAAAGAA